AAAUCUCGUGGUUGAGAUUUUGCAUGGGAUGGAUAUUAUUUUUAUAGUGUAGUCGAGAUUUGCAAGUUGAGCCAGGCACACACAAGCACAUCGACGUCGUAUGUUAUGUUAUUGUAAUGUGUGUAAAUCGUGACAGUUCUUUGCAGAUUUCGGCCGAUUGUCAUGUCAACUUGAUCGAUUUUCAGAGGUCCAAGAUUUUCACAGGUUUUGAAACUUUUUCAAUACGGUGCGACAAUCAGUUUUGCUUACGACAGGUCACUGCACACUGUCGAUUCUGUGGUCUUAUUGCUGUCAAGAUAAGUGAAAUUCUGAUAUCGUCACUAAUGGCUUCUGGUGGGGAUUCACACUCACGCCCACCGGCACAAGGUUCGGGCGGACCAAGUAGCUAUUUGCUGGACCCAAACUCGUCACCUCGAGUGAAAUCAAUUUCGGUUGCACUGACUUCUUGGUGUGAGUUACACCUUUUGUGUCUAAGGGCUCAUGACCUUAUAUCUACUGCUCAUUUGAACAGACUGGAGCACAUUUCUGAGGGCUUGUACCAGUUGUUUGAGACACUUCGUGCAUUUGAAAAACGCUACUCGGCGAUGCUCGUUCGAGUCAACCAGUACCCAGAACCAGCUCACAUUGUCUUCUUCGCUAAAACAUUUAAUGAACGAAUUUUUCAUGCUGGAGAAAGCAUUGAAACAAUGCUCUCUUCUAAUUUGGCAAGAGCUGCGCAAACAAGGGCUGAGUUUCGCUUGCAAUUGCAAGAAUCAGAAAGAUCUCUGCUAGAUUAUGAAGCCGAAAUAUAUGAAAGCGUCGCAAGUGCAAAUUUUGGUCGGUCUAAAGUCCAAAAAGUAUUUCUGCCACAGCCUCAUCCGUUGGAAUAUAUUCCUCUCUCAAUUCAACCAUUUGUUGACUCCUCAAUGGGGAGAUCAAGUCCGGAAAACGGCGGUGCUCUUGCCAAUUCGUUAGUAUUUCUUCGUAAUCGUCGUCGCCAGUUGUUGUCACUGAUGCAGACCUUGAAUGAGAGCCGGUUUCAAUCAGAUUUUACCUCUCUAGAUGUAAGGGAUUUUCACCAUGAAGUUGAACUGGUUGAAUCCGAAAUGGGUCUUGUAACGAAUUUGCAACGGAUUGUAACAACAGUACGAAUGAUGGAGGAAGCCAGAGGUAAUAUUACUCCUACUCGUACUCCACAGUCCUAUUCAGAAAGUAACGUUGCUGCCCUGUUUCGAGAAACGGUGGAAUUAUUUCAACCAAUACGCGGACCUGCCAAUACUCAUCAAGGACUCCCAACUGAUGGACGUUCUAUUGGAAUUCCUUACCUUAACAAUACGCUUGGAGAGGAUCAUAGUCGUCGCAAUUUAAACGUGGAUCGUAGCUUAGCUUUCAGUUCAUUAUCAUCUGUGAAUAUCAAUUCUAGUUCCAAUCCCAAUAAUCAUCCUCCAAUCUCAAACGAAUUGCCUCUUCCGCCUCCCUCGAGAUUGUCGGAGCCAUUGCAACAUUCUUGGGUGCUCUCAGGUGAUCGAAGCAAUGACAGAGCAAGAAGCGGCGCAUCCCAAGUUACUUCACGUGGUCGCUGGUUCACUACUGACCACUUAUCACACUCAAACCUGAAUGAUCAUACACCCCGACAGUCAUGUCGUUGGUCUGAUGGACGCCAAGAACCAGAGUACACUGCAUUGGGGGAAGAUUAUAUGACACAUGAAAUUCCUUCACGAAAUAUAUUGAAUUCAAGUAGCGCAUUUACCAGAGUUCCAAGAAACAUCAGCAACAUAACGCAGAAUAUUCGCUCCCGUGCAUCCUCCGUUGCUGAAGUAUCAGACUUUAGUAGUCACCACAAUAAUGAAAAUGAGCUUAAUUUCGAUACCCCGGAUCAACUACUUGCUCAGACUGUUAUGACUGGUUAUGACCGACAAAAUGUUAUGCUUCAAGAUAUGAUGACACGCGUAAUCCAUUUGGGAAUGUCCGUACGCAACAGUGGGAGCAUUGUCAAUAGGAACAACUCAUUGUUGACUGACUUGGUCAUUGCUGUUGACGAAAUUAAUCGAAACGUUGCCAGAAUUCAAGAGGACGUAGCAAUUUUGAAAUCCAAUUCAAAUACUCAAGCUGCAUUUGGUCCAGACCAUUAUUCUGCUCACAUUCCUACCAGAAACAGAUCAGAUGACAACUGGAGAAAUAUUGAUUCUCAGGGGCAGAAUGAAAGGUCUACGCUAAACAUGUUGAACCAUCGCUCCUGGGAGUCGUCCCGUAGUUCUGCUUUGCCACGUGGUGAAAAUUCUGCUUUUAGGGCGAAUAUGGUAGAUAUGACGAUGCCACACGAACCGCUCUCUCAUUCUCGGUAUCCAUUGUCUGCUGCUGCUAUGGAAAGAAGAAGAGAGAUCACGUCUGCAACUGCACCCCCACCGAAUAGUGAACAAUAUGAAACUCCAACAAACAGUUCUAACUGUCACAUGCUGAAUAACCAAAUUCCACCAGGAAAUCGAGCAAAUAAUUACUGGGAUAACUUUAAAAGCUACUCUCGACUGAAUUUACUGUCGGACUCUAAAACAAAUAUCCCUGGAUUGUCACCUUGUGGAGGGUUGGAGGACCAACUUGCUAAUGCAUUAACUGAGGAUCUAUUCCAGGCGUCGUCCCCUUCAGUCCGCAGAGAUUCACGUGGGGAUCGGUCACAGGGGUCUUCCACAAUUCGGUCGUCCUUAUCGGCAAAUUUUGUUGAAAAUAUUGGCCAGAAGAAGCGAAACAAAGAUCAGAAGAAACAGUUUUCAGCAUUAACUUCUGGCAGUCCCCUUCACUCGUCAUCUUCAAACAGUAGUGCAGCAGGAUCUCUAAAUGAUCUCAUAGUUAGAAGUCGCUCAAGUAACGUGGAGUCACAUGAUCGUAUUCUCGGUUCGUCUAGUAGAGAGCCUGCUGAAAAUCGAGUUUUUUCACCAUCUCACGGUACCAGGAUUUCGUCUUCAUCUGGUGGCGGUGGGGUCGAACGUCCGCUAGAUUCGGAUGGAGAUCGGAGAAAUACAAACGUACAUGGUCAUGUCAUGUCUCCCCCCUCGUCUCUAGAAGUAGAUUUGGUGUCACGGGAUGAGUUUCUACAACUGAAUAGUGGAGCUGGGUCAUCUGCUAGUGGAAACGGAAAAAGUGACGAUGGCGGUGGAGCAAGUAGUUCGUCAUCAAAGAAGGAACUGGAGAAGCUAUUGGGAACGUCUGAUAAUGAAGAAUUUCAUGUGCAUAGAGCCUCGGGAGACCAUGGAUCGUGGCCCUUAUUUGAUGCUAGCGAAAUUCAGAAUGAUAACGCUGCAGCAGCAGCAAAACCAGAACCAGAUUGGCUUUGGCCUGAUGGAGAAGUUCCUGAAUCCUCGCAUAACGCUGAUCAAACUAGCGUCAAAAAAUCAUCCCGAGAAAUGGAUAGAAAUGAGUAGCUGGCAGCGUAGUUUUUUAUUCUAUUAUAUUGUGUGAAUCUCAUUCAGACUUUACAUCAGGAACUAAAUCAAAAAAAAACUACAACCGUUCUAGUUUUUGCAAAAUUAUAUGUUUCCACUCAUCGAGUAAUUUAUAAUGUCAUUUUAUAUUUUAUUAAAUUUUGUUGAAAAUGGA
Folsomia candida is the source of this 3570-nucleotide messenger RNA. RefSeq lists its product as uncharacterized. The transcript is spliced from 18 exons. Lineage: Eukaryota; Metazoa; Arthropoda; Collembola; Entomobryomorpha; Isotomidae. The record is from RefSeq and is a predicted model, not a curated record. Bases 117 to 3395 code for a protein of 1092 amino acids.